AUGCUUCAGCAGGAAAUUCUCCGUGCAUCAAUUUGGACGUGUCUGAAAUCAUCGGACUUGACACUAGAUUUAUAUGCCACUCCGGCACAAACUUCAAGGAUACGGAAAGAAAAAAGGCAAAUGAAUAACCAUUCACCGGAAAUUCAGGACUGUUGCAAAUCUGGAGAAGUUGGAGAAGUUACGGAAUUUGGAAAAUCAGUCGGAAACAAGGAGUAUCAUUUGCUGGUAUCAAACAGUAUCACAUCUCAUCUAACGACACCAAAGCCGAGCGUUCCUUGGUACCGGCCGUGCGCCCAGCUGAUCGCGAGAGCAUCUUUUAUUUACAAAAUUAUUGUAAUUACUAGUUUUCAUUGCCCGGCCUCAAUAUUAGAUGUAAACAGUCUCACAAUGGCUCAUUUUACUCCUUAUUUUUCCCCAAAUGGUGAAAGAGAUCGCCGUGCAAGACACGUGCAAGAUCAAAGCGGUGGUGGCGAUAUGUUGCUGGAUGAGAUCUCACGAAAUGAUGUAACGAAUGAAGUGAAAAUCAACGCUAGUAUUGCUCGGAGUUUUCCAAGUCCAGCAUUUGCUUUUAAAGCUAAUAAACCAGUGAUUAAUACCAGCAAAGAUAACUUGACAAAAGCUGUCCAAUCAUUUAAAGAGGUUCGUUGUUAUAGGAAAGCAAUCGAUACAAUGGACAUCCCACAAAUCGGCUCAUGUCAAGUCUCUACGUCUCGAGGCUUGAAGCGACUGAGGGAUUGUCGUGAUGACGAUCCCAAUGGAAUGUGUCAAGUCGGUUCCUCUGUUGGAUUUACAACAGCGUCUGGAAAGCCUUUACUAAUCGGUGAAGUCGCUAUGAAAAAAGCUAAAUUAUUAAUGUACCAGAAUGAAAGUUUAGAACAUGAAUCGCCACUGUGUAUCGAACAAAAGAAGCAGCACAGAGACUUUGAAAAUUUUGAAACAGAUAACUCUGGCAUUGAGAGUUACUGCGAUGCCCAAAAGACAGAAAUCGCAGCUAUGCAUUCCUCCAAUUGUGAUACCGGAAGUGAUGGACACUUUGAAAUUGAACAAUCACCCGCGACAAAAGUAAGAAAUCUGUCGAGCGACAAAUAUUCUAGGCAAUCGUUGAAAUUAUCUGGUACAAUUUGCCGGAAGACUAAUUCAGUUAUUGAAAGUCAUUCCAGGCAGCUGCUAAUGUUGGCAAAUGAAUCACAAGUAAUCCCAUCAAUUUCAGGAUCUGAAUCAAUCAAAUUAAAUCUAAGCAAUAUUUCCAAAAACAAUUCGACUCAUGUUGCUGGUAAUACCAAAGCACCAAAGAACUUUGAAAGUACUAGUAAGGCGGAAAAUUGGACCACCAACAAUCAUAUAGUCGACGAUAAAAUUUCGCAUGUUUCUACGGGAUUUAACACAGCGAGUGGUAAAACAAUACCCAUAUCAGAAAAAGCACUGUCUAGCGCUAAAAUACUUUGGACAACAACAGUAGAUGAUCGAGAUUCUAAACCAUUUAAAUGUAUACUUGAUAAUGAAAAUUCGAUAGCGGAUCUUCCAAUUGAUAGUAAAAAACUGUCCAAUGUAUCGGAUCGUGCGUUGUCAAAAGUUGAUAUCAGGAUGGCAUCUGGAGAACACAAUGCUGGAAAUUCUGAGUUUUCGAAAUAUAAACCCGGAGAUAAAUAUGCAAAUGCUGGAUUCUCAACUGGCAGUGGCAAAGCGAUAAAGAUAUCAGAUCAGGCAUUAAACCAAGCAAAAAUUUUGAUGAUGUCUGAAGAACAGAAUAGCUGUGAAUUUUCUCAACUAAAUCAUGAUACUUGUAAUAAAGAUACGCUUGAAUAUUCAACAUCUAACAGAGACUGGAUAAAAAAUGAUAAACGUGUAAUAAUGAAAGUUGAUAAAUCGUUUGUCAACGAACAGAAAAACAGUCCGCAACACAUUGAUUCAAGAAACCGAAAUAGCUCAGUCGUUGAAGUUUUUAAUCGCAAUAACAUUUCCAUAUUCGCAACACCUGGGUUCGAAUCAUUAUCGAACAACGUUACAUCAAGUGACACGACUGAUGAUGAGCUAAUUUAUCGAGAAUCUAAAAAAGUACGUCUUAAUUCCGAUAUACAAACUCGCAAAUUGUUUGCUGAAAAGGAUUGCGAUACGGAUAAGAAGAUGAGAAACAUGGAACUUCACUCGGAGGAGAAUCAAAUCAAUAGCAACAGCAAUUAUGCUGGUCAUACGUUGCAGCAUGAUAAAGAAAAAAAUAAUACAGCUCGAAGAUGCGCGAAAUCAGAUAUAUUUCCCGUAAAUGACAGACUUAUGAUCCCUCAGCUCGAACCACAGAAGUCUUGGCCGUUGAAUCCUCACGAUACUAGUGAAUCUCAAUUUUCAAAAAAAUUAACUAGUUACGAUAACAUAUUGGAAGUAGUUCAAAACGAUCGAAAGAUGCCCACCAUUUCUGAAGAAAUAACUGCAAGCACAAAAGCUCUACUUGCGGAUGAAGAAAAUUUCCAGGAUACCUCGUCAUGGGCCGCCGCAAUCACAUGCAGUCCACCUCUAAUUGAAAAUGAAGAAAUUACUGUUAGACCGUCAAGUACUUUUGACGAAGGCUGUGACGUUCAGGAAAUACCAAGUAGUCCGAUUAUAGGAGACAGAUUCCGUCCACGUACACGGAAAAAACAUAAGCGUAAAAGCAAAAGUAUGUUGAACAAAGAUUUAGUGAAUCUCGAAGACACUAAGGAUGAUGGGAGCAGUAUGAAUGGUUUGGAAGAGCGAAUCGAUACUCAGUGCUUUCGACGAUCCAGCGAUGUCACGACCUCAACUUCUGGUUUAUCGGAGCAGAUGCGUGGGAACAUUAGUCCAGUUAUGGAGACUGCUUCAAGUCCAAAGUUUGCAAAAUAUGAAGUAACUGCAAAAAAUGUUCCAGUCUUUAGUAAUCGAGUUGAAAAUUCUCCCAAUUCGGUAUCCCGUUUUGAGAUUGAACAAGAAAUAAUUUCUAAUAUAUUGGAAAACCGUUUAGCUGCAACACUGGCACAGGAGAAAAAAAUUUGUGCCAAGAAAAAAUUCAAGUUAAAGCCGAUCGCAGGAAGCUUGUUUCUUCGCAAAACACAGAAUACGAAGCCCCGAUUAUCGUUGCGGGAUCUCACAAACGGAGCUUCGCUUGUACCGCGAACUUCUGAUGAGCUCACAGAUAUAGCUAUCGGACUCGAUAUCAUGGAAGUUACUGCGGCCACUGCAGUUCGAUAUAGAUUUAAAUGCUCCGAAUUUUACAGCAAAGAUAAAAUAUGUACAGAUGUUUAUGGAAUAACGAUGGUCGAUGGAGGUCUGUUGAUUUUUGAUGAAACUGGUUACGCGGGUGUCGACGAGUUUGAGCAAGCAUUUAUUGCAAGUCCCGGAGUGGAUCCCUCUUUAGUACCCCAUAAAUGGGUAGAGAAUCACUAUCGAUGGAUUGUAUGGAAAUUAGCAUCCAUGGAUAGAAUGAAAUUUGGAGAUCUAUCUUUUUGCAGGAUGUUGACGCCCGAUCAUGUUAUGGAGCAGCUGAAGUAUAGAUACGAUCGCGAAAUUGACAAGUCUGAGCGUCCGGCUUUGAGGAGAAUCAUAGAAAAAGAUGAUCCUGCAUGUAGACGUAUGAUUCUGUGUGUAGCGACCAUUACUAAGAUUAAAAAUGAUGAAACGUCGGACAACCAUGAACCAAAAACUAUACCGACGUCACAAUGGAGAAUGGAAUUAACCGACGGAUGGUAUUCCAUAACUGCAAGCAUCGAUGCAGCCAUGUCGCAUUUAAUAGCUUUCGGCAAAGUGCGCGAAGGUACAAAGCUUGUUACAUGCAGAGCAGAAUUGAUGAACUCCGAUCAAGGAUGUUCCCCGUUAGAGAUGCCGGCUGAUGUGUGUUUAAAAAUUCAUUCAAACUCCACCAGAAGAGUAAGAUGGGACACUAGACUUGGUUAUUGUAAACACGGGGGAUCAAUUUCAACUCGACUAUCAGCUAUACUUGUAAACGGUGGUCUAAUUGGAAGAUUGGAUGCAAUUGUCGCCCGCGUUUAUCCGAUCCAGUACUUUGAGAAGACUUCGAACGGCCAAUCGAUAUUCAGAAAUAAGAAGUGCGAAGACAAGGCAGCAAUGGCCUAUGAAAAUGAACGUCAGGCGCAAAUAGAAACGAUCCACGCACAAGCACGAGCUGAAUUUGAAGCCAGGAAUCGAAAACAGUCAAGAAGUUCUUCCUCAGGUCUCCAGAGCGAAUUCUGGUGCUGCGAAUCUAUUGAAAGUGAUUUAUCUAGUCAGAAAUCGCAAAGUCUUCACGAUUCCCGUGAAGUAUCUGAAAAGGCUUUCCGAGAUCACCUGGAAUCUAUGUUGACCAGGAGUCUUCCUCCGCCACGUAAAGUAACUCAAGUUCUAAAGGUGCGCGUAACGGAGGGUGAAAAUACAGCUCUUCUUACAAUCUGGGCACCCGGUGACGAUACAAGUGAUGUUUUGAAAGAAGGAAAUCGGGUUUCUAUCCACAACGUGCAAACGUCAGGAAAAAGAUUUGGUGAACUUCAGUUGACAGCCGGUCGCCAAUCUAUUAUUAAGUUCGAAGCCGCUAACGCUUCUACUUGCCAUCAAAGAUAUUUAACACCUAUAUCUGAAGUAGGUGUCGUUGGAUUUAGUCCACCAUUUGGCGAGUUUGACACAGUGGGAAUUAUCAUAUCUUUAGGCCCAGCGCCUCAUGGCAUGAAGAACUUUGAAGCAUUGAACUUGGCAUGCCCAAAUGCUGACUGUUCAAGUUCCGCAUAUUUGUCAAUACUUUUCUGGGAUGGAAUCAAAGCUCACGGUUGCUCGGAUAUCCUUUCCAUUGGGUCGACAGUGGCUUGCACCAAUCUUCAGUGGCGUCGGAGUACACCAUGGACAAUCCCUGUAGCAUACUCGACGGAGCAUUCAACUUUCACAAGAUAUCCACGUCAAGCUUAUCUUUGCGCAGCUUUUGACAUCGUCAAUAAUCAGAUCACGGAUCCACUAAGCUACAUAUCGCAGUGCGCCACCGACAUCGCAAAACAAAAUGAGAAAAAACUUAGCGCCAGUCGAUCUCCAGGUGUAGUCAACGCAUUGAACCAGGAGUCUUCUCCCGCAGCUGUUCUUUACCAAAGAUAUGCUCCAGGAAUGAGUCCGAGAACUCCUCAGGGGGCUCUGAACUCCGGGGGAAACACCACGCCAGCAAAAUAUUCAAUUCAGAGGCGAUUGGAGAAGCUCCAAUGGUACGGAGAACCGCCUGACUUGUCGCCUAUUCCAGUGAAUCGAUCCGCUUCAAAAAUAAAUCGGAAAUUCGUAUCACCUAUACGAAUGCCAGAGCAUUGAUAAGCUGAAAUAGAAAAACAGCAGUCAGUGUUGGAUGUGUGAAAUUGAAUUUUAUUUAUCGAGAUUACUGUUACCUUAAUUUAUUUUUUGUUGUUUUCGUUUUUUGAUUUCUCUUGACAAGUGAA
Diprion similis is the source of this 5408-nucleotide messenger RNA. RefSeq names its product breast cancer type 2 susceptibility protein homolog. The coding region runs from base 1 to 5283 and encodes 1760 amino acids. Gene Ontology annotation, biological process: regulation of DNA-templated transcription; double-strand break repair via homologous recombination. Gene Ontology annotation, cellular component: nucleus. The transcript is spliced from 15 exons. The record is from RefSeq and is a predicted model, not a curated record. NCBI's taxonomy places the organism in Eukaryota, Metazoa, Arthropoda, Insecta, Hymenoptera, Diprionidae.